AUGGAGUACUUGAUCCGCUUCGCACAAGUGCACGAAAGCUUCCGACAGCCGGAGAUCCAGGCAUUGGCUGCUUUGAAAGGAAUCGAUCUGGAAAUUCUGUCUUAUAAUGAAUUUUCACCAUAUUGCCUCGUUAAGCUGAAGAAUGAAGAGACCGCGCGAGACCUCAUCUCUCGCAGUAUCCUAGCCAAGGAUAUCUUUGAGCUUUGGGGCCAAGGCACCAACUACGAUGAAGUCCAUGAGGAAGUACGCAGGCGGACCCAGCACCGCUGGAACGACUACAAAGAGGUAUCGUUCCGAUUCACGAUCGAAAGCUUUGCUGGGAAGCGGAGUAACGAAGUGAAACGGGACAUCAUCCAAUCCUUCGCCUACCUUGACUUCCAGGGCCCUAUCCGGAUGAAGAAUCCGGAUGAGGAUUUCUGGGUCUUGGAGGAAUACGUUUCGGAUGUCGCAGUCUCAAAAACAGCACCUUCGCCUGGCUCAGCACAACCGGUUGAACCACAGCAUCCGCAGAAAAUCUACUUCGGACGCUGGGUUGCCAAUAGUAGCCGGGACGUUGUCAACAAGUACGACCUGAAGAAGCGACGAUAUAUCAGCACAACAUCGAUGGAUGCAGAAUUGAGUCUCGUGACGGCGAACAUGGCUCAUGCUGCCCCUGGUAAACUAUUCUUCGACCCGUUUGUGGGGACAGGAAGUUUCUGUGUUACUGCGGCACAUUUUGGAGCCUUGACCCUUGGGUCAGACAUUGACGGGCGUAGCUUUCGCGGCAAAGAAAUGGAUAAGGGCAAACCGAUGGGAGUGCUCUCGAACUUUCAACAGUAUGGUACUAUGGGCAAGUUCAUGGAUGUUUUCACAUCCGACCUCACAAACACGCCUCUGCGUUCCAGCCAGUUCCUGGAUGGCAUCGUCUGCGACCCGCCUUAUGGUGUGCGAGAAGGACUUCGAGUAUUAGGCACUCGCGACGGGCGUGGAAAAGAGGAGCUCUUGAUAAACGGAGUUCCUGCUCAUUAUCUCCCUGGCUACAUAGCACCUAAGAAGCCGUACGGUUUCGAGGCAAUGCUGAAUGACAUCCUUGAAUUUGCCUCCCGCAGCCUAGUCACUAAUGGUCGACUGGCUAUGUGGAUGCCUACAUCCAGCGAUGAGGAAGGGGAGUUGGCCAUUCCGAUGCAUCCAAACCUGGAGGUCCUGAGCAUCUCUGUUCAGCCAUUCAACAACUGGUCUCGCCGGCUCAUCACAUACCGGAGACUUCCAGAGGGAGAGACCUCAGAUGUGUCCUUGGGACGACGAAAAGGGGAUGCUGAAGGUGUUUAUGCAGAUGAUCUGAACGCAUUCAGGAGAAAGGUGCAUUUAUCUCUCCUAACAGAUUUUUAUGGGAAAUCCAUGGCUGACAGCAACAUAGUAUUUCAAGAAGAACCCAAACACGAAGACCACAUCCGGUACAAAUGA
Molecule: messenger RNA, 1443 nt
Organism: Aspergillus clavatus NRRL 1
Lineage: Eukaryota; Fungi; Ascomycota; Eurotiomycetes; Eurotiales; Aspergillaceae
Product: tRNA (guanine-N2-)-methyltransferase
Exons: 4
Coding region: 1-1443 (480 amino acids)
Biological process (GO): methylation
Cellular component (GO): cytoplasm
Molecular function (GO): nucleic acid binding
Source: RefSeq, a predicted model, not a curated record